Messenger RNA from Pedinophyceae sp. YPF-701, 1062 nucleotides. NCBI's taxonomy places the organism in Eukaryota, Viridiplantae, Chlorophyta, Pedinophyceae. The record is from the annotation of a GenBank genome assembly.
AUGCCUAGGACGCGGCGAACGAACACGUUUUGGAACAAAGAAGUCUCCGACGCGGUGUGGGCGGUGUACCAGCGCGUCCCGUUCGACGACACGCGCCCUUCGUGGGGGAAGCUGGCUCACGCAGUCCAAGACGACCUGAUCGGCGCCGUGAUGAGGGUGAAGAAGUGCAAGCGCCGCGACGCACGCCUCCGCUUGACCCGCGAGAUCAACAAGAUGCGGAAGGUCGGCGCGACGUCCCGGGGGCUCCAGAAGCCGAAACGCGUGUCUCCUGGCCUGGCGCCACUCCCCGGCGCGCCCACGGUCCGCACGGUGGAUAUCCGUGGCUUCAGGGGCGUUGGGGUGUACCACUGUGCACAGAUCCUGUCAGACCUCAAGCUGUCGGACACGCUCAGAGAGGCCGCACGACACAUCGUGCGGGUCGGGGCCGAUAGCUCGGCCGAGUCGGGCCAUCGCUUCGCGGCGCUGUGGCUCAACGGAGACCCGACUGCGCCGACGGGCCGUUCGAGCGGGGGGAGCGUGGAGGGGCCGUCGCCGCUAGAGCUGGCCCAGGGUGCGGUACGCACGCUGCUCGACAACGAGGGCUUCGGGGCGGUCCUCGAGGCAUACGCGGCGUUCUUCGGACUGGCCGGCGUCCCCGCCGUGAACAACGUCUACUUGCUCGAGUACGACCCCAAGAAGACUGGCAGCAACUGUCUGGGCUGGCACUUCGACGAGUCGACCUUCACGGCCGUCGUGGUGCUCCAGCCGGCCGAGGGCGGCAGCUGGAGCGGCGGCGACCUCCUCCUCAGCGUGCCCGAGGGGGCCAUCGUCCCGGACGGGGACGUGGUGCGCGCCGUCGACCGCAAUGCGGUGUAUCACGGCGUGAGCAAGAAGGGCUCGGUGGAGCCGCUGGAGGACAGCAGCAUCUACGCCCUGCGCCUCGGCCCCGGAGAUGUGUGCCUGAGCGGCGGGGUGUUGCACGCGGUCGACCGCGUGCAGGGCAGCACGAAGCGACACGCCCUCGCCAUGUUCUUUGGCAAGCCCCUCGCCAGAAUCGCCGAGAAGGAACCAGCGUCGUCGUGA